AUGAAGAGUCUUCAUAUCUUCUGCAUCAUGGCUUUGAGUGUGGACCUCGUCCGAAGCAGUGUCCAGAUAUGCCAAGAAGCCGAUGACGAAACCUUUACUAUUGAAUGCGGGUCGCCUGGGAAAGACGGUCUACCAGGAAGAGAUGGUAACGUUGGACCCAAGGGUGAUAAAGGAGAUCAAGGACCACCAGGUCCAAAGGGGGACACAGGUGACAGUGGGGCAUCAGCUCUCGAAGCUCUCGAAGCUCUCAAAGCUCAAGUAAACGCAAAUGAACAAGAACUCAGAACAUUGAAAACUGCAGUAGAAGUGCAGAAGAAAGCCCUGUUUUUUAGCAGCAGGAGCAGCGGGGACAAAGUCUACAUUUCAAACAACUCAGAAGUGACUUAUAGAGAAGCCAUCCAAAUCUGUUCUAGUGCUGGAGGCCAGUUGGCUUCCCCACAGAAUAGCGCGGAGAAUGACGCCGUGUUGGCCCUCGCUUUGGAGAAGAAGAAACGUCCUUUCCUCGGAAUCGACGACAUCCAGUCGGAAGGAAGUUUCCAGUAUAUAAACGGAAAAGCCAUUGGCUACCAAAACUGGUUUCUCCGUGAACCCAGCAACGCGUCAGGGGUCGAAGACUGCGUGGAAAUGUUCGAAACCGGGAAAUGGAAAGCUAAGAACUGCGAGGAUAAGCGUCUCGUCAUUUGUGAAUUUUUCAUCUCGACAGUUUUGGAUCCGCGUUGA
Spea bombifrons (plains spadefoot toad) is the source of this 720-nucleotide messenger RNA. RefSeq names its product pulmonary surfactant-associated protein D-like. NCBI's taxonomy places the organism in Eukaryota, Metazoa, Chordata, Amphibia, Anura, Pelobatidae. The record is from RefSeq and is a predicted model, not a curated record. The coding region runs from base 1 to 720 and encodes 239 amino acids. The transcript is spliced from 4 exons.